AUGUCGAACCGUCAUCACCAUCCUCUUCGUCCUCUCCAUCUUCAGUUUCUUUUCUGCUUACUCUUCUUAGUGGCCAUACUACUACUGCUACCUCAUCAUCUUCCUUGCAUGGCCAUGAAUCCCAUCAUGAUGAUGGAUCGAUCACGACAAGAAGAACACCACACCACUUCCGAGAAUAAGGAGGAUUCAUCUCUCCUCAUUCGUCCCUUCAUCAUUCCCUAUGCUCAUUCCGAACAUCUAAAGCUUCUUUUUCGAUUGAAUGAAACUCUUUCCAUGUUCAAGAAGACUAUGGAUCGAGUUUUCCCAAAAUUGUACUCGAAGACAUCCUUGAGAUGGGAAAUGGGUACAGAUCUCGAUCAAGUUGUGGAGUUGGUUCAGUAUUGGCAUGAUGUGUUUGAUUGGAAGGGUCAGGUUGAGAAAUUGAAUACCAAACUUCCACAUUAUGAAACAACUCUGAUUGAUGAUGAUGAUGAAGAAGUAAUGAUUCGUUUUGCUUGGAGAAAGUCAUCAUUAACCUCCAAAAAAGGGAAAAUGAAUGGUGAACGAAAGGUCCUUCUUCUCCUUCAUGGAUGGCCAGGAAGUGUUUGGGAAUUUCACAACAUGGUGGAUGAGUUGGUUCAGGUGCAUGGCUACGAUGUGGUCGCACCUUCGAUUCCAGGUUAUGGCUAUUCUUUUAUUCCAAAACGAGAAGGUUGUUGUGAUGUCAAGAAAGUGGCCUCUCUUUUUGUCAAACUCAUGAAACAACUCGGUUAUGGAAAAUAUAUUGUUCAAGGAGGAGAUUGGGGAAGUAUCAUUGGGGAGCAUGUGGCACGAUUGGAUCCCUCUCAUUGUAUUGGUUAUCAUUCGAAUAUGUGUGUCGUGUUACCUUAUUGGCAAGAUUGGAUUCAAGUGGCCAUCGAUGCUCUGAAAAAACUCAUCUUUGGGACUCCUCUUAUUGAGAAUACAGAGUCUUUCAGUUCCUUCUUAAUGUAUGCUGUGAAAUAUUUCACUAUCGAUGGUGGUUAUCAACAUUUACAAUCGACACGACCCGAUAGUUUGGGAAUUGCCUUAUUGGAUUCUCCAGUGGGAAUGAUGGCCUAUCUUUUAGAGAAAUUCAUUGCAUGGACUGAUUUGCCACAAAAAGAUACCUCCCAAUUAUUCAGUCGAAUUUCACGCGAUGAUUUCUUGACCAAUGUGAUGAUUUAUCAAACGACACAAACCAUUGCCUCCAGUAUUCGAUUGUACUAUUUCACAAUGACCAAUCAAAAGUCCUUUGGUGAAGAUAAACCCUAUCUGUCCACACCAACGGCUUGUGCAGUCUUUAAAGAUUUAUUUCGAGCGACUCGAUAUACGGCUCAGAGAAAUUUCAAUUUGGUUCAAUUUAAUAGAUAUGAACAAGGUGGACAUUUUGCUGCAUUGGAAAAUCCUAAAGUAUUGAUUCAAGAUGUGAUUCAAUUUGCCAAUACGAGGUAUGAGCAAAUGGGCAGUGAUGAAGAUGACGCUUCUCAACACCGACAACAGGCAAAAAAGAAUGAAUUGUGA
Messenger RNA from Naegleria fowleri, 1521 nucleotides. RefSeq lists its product as uncharacterized. Gene Ontology annotation, molecular function: epoxide hydrolase activity. Gene Ontology annotation, biological process: epoxide metabolic process. Lineage: Eukaryota; Heterolobosea; Eutetramitea; Acrasida; Naegleriidae. Bases 1 to 1521 code for a protein of 506 amino acids. The transcript has a single exon. The record is from RefSeq and is a predicted model, not a curated record.